UUAUUCGCGUUUUGUCCAGGCUCAAACAUAGCUCAUCCUCCGCAGGCUCAUCCUCCGCCUACACUUUCUCUCUCACUCCCUUCAUCAGCAUCACCGCCUCACCCCCCUUCUUUUUAUAUCGGUCUCUUGGACUCAGUUUGUUCGUAUUCAGUCUCUUCGCCGCUCGUUCAGCUUGAGUUCAAACGAUCUUAAUCUCAUCGGACAUCCGCAUUGGUGAUGGAUCACUUUGUUUCACGCUAGAGCACGAGACGCACAGUUAGUGUGUGUGUGUGUAAGAGAGAGAGAGGAAGAGUGGACGCGGUUGGGGAUCAGGAGGAAAGCUCGAGUCGAAAGCCGUGAAGGGAGGAGUUCGUCGAUUGGAGGUUAAGCGGGGUUGAGAAGAACGACGGGAAUGAGUUGGAGAAGUUGUAAGAGGCGCUGAGGUGUAGAAGCGGAGAUGUGAGGCUUGAGUUUUUGGAAGCCUGUGAGAGGAUACCGCCAGUGGUGCUUUGUGUGUGUUUGGGGUUUGUUGGUUGAUAGCGGGGGGUUUCACGCCUGAGAUUUUUGAGGAGAGUGCAGAGGAGUCGCGUCAUCAAGGUUUGAUACGGAGUUUUGUUUCGACGUGAAUAAUUGGAGAGUGUCUAAAGUCGGUUGAGUGAUUCCCUGGGAGGUUAGAACGAAUUCGAGGCGGAAAGGUCAUUGUUGCAGCGGACUGUUUUCGUGAAAGAGUGGUGAUGGCGCUAAGAAGUGAUGAUAGAGCGGGGAGUACCACUAAGGCUCACCAGGCUGAGCUGGGAGUACACUUCCGCGGUGUGAGGAAGCGGCCCUGGGGUCGGUUCGCGGCUGAGAUUCGUGAUCCAUGGAAGAAGACGCGAGUGUGGUUGGGGACCUUCGACACUGCGGAAGAAGCUGCACGUGCAUACGAUAGUGCGGCAAGGGCACUGAGGGGUACCAAAGCUAAAACGAACUUUUCUCCACCUCCUCCCAGCGGUGAUGAUCAUAGCAUGACUAGUCAGAGCUCAACCGUGGAGUCCUUGUCUAACGGGCCGAUGAAGCAGAGUUCUCAUCAUCCAUCCAAAAGUAUUCACAUUAAUCUCUAUCGAUCUAGUGGGGGAGCAUCGGAGUCUUCGUCGUGGCGUAAUCGUUUGGACCUGAAUGUAUCUGUGGCGCAGGAUCCGUUGCCUGUCACCGAUGACGGACAACUCCAAUACAAGAGUGUAAGCGCUGGUCGGUCGUGCGUUGAGGAGGGCGUUACUUGUGCUUUAUCGAGCAAACGGGCUGGACCGAGCCCGAUCCAUGCUCUCUUUGAAGAGGCUGGCCAUGUAGUCGAAAGUAAACGUCAGAGGGUCAUGAAGAAACCCACUCCGAUAACUCCAACCGAGAGGUUGUCAGUUGGUCGUGAUUGGUUGGGCAGCGAAGAAAACACAGUACUUGGAAUGGAACAGCAUGCGUCUGAAAUUACUCCCGAGACGCGUGCCUGCCAUAGUGACUGCGAUUCGUCCUCUUCCGUGAUUCUCAACUCUGAGGCAGCAUGUGCGACCCCCCCUACGCCGCACGAUGCGAAGCCCGUGAUGCGAAGAACACCCUAUCCCUUCUUGUUAGACCUUAAUCAACCUCCUUGCAAGGACCGGCAAUAGAAACCGACUUCGGUUUGUCCCAACCAGGGAUACAAGUCUUUUUGAGUUAGCGUAGUAAGUUGCUUCUAACGUCGCGCUGAGGCACAGAUACACACAUCGGAGAGCAUUUCACCAUCAUCGCUCCCACCCUGUUUCAGUACCACACUUCCAUUUAUUCAUUAAAGAGCUUUUUGCAUGUGCUAGUACCA
Molecule: messenger RNA, 1804 nt
Organism: Physcomitrium patens
Lineage: Eukaryota; Viridiplantae; Streptophyta; Bryopsida; Funariales; Funariaceae
Biological process (GO): regulation of DNA-templated transcription
Molecular function (GO): DNA-binding transcription factor activity; DNA binding
Source: RefSeq, a predicted model, not a curated record